Messenger RNA from Exaiptasia diaphana, 4685 nucleotides. RefSeq lists its product as uncharacterized. The record is from RefSeq and is a predicted model, not a curated record. The transcript is spliced from 9 exons. Lineage: Eukaryota; Metazoa; Cnidaria; Anthozoa; Actiniaria; Aiptasiidae. The coding region runs from base 712 to 4143 and encodes 1143 amino acids. Gene Ontology annotation, molecular function: ubiquitin protein ligase activity; zinc ion binding.
CACUCUAGUAAGGAAGUUUUAUUUUGUAAAUAAACUAAAUGAUGUUUUUAAUAGAAAGAUUAAUGUAACAUUAUACAUGGUGUACUCUUCAUAAUAAAUUGUGCACUAUUUGAAUAUACACAACAUUACAAGAAUUCAAAAUGAGUGGUUUUCUUUACAUAUUAUAUAUAUCACUACUUUGCACCAACAAAGCUGAAGAAGAAAGAGUUUAAUAUUUAAUGUAGUGCCAUGAACGUUUUUCGUUUGCCAAAAUAAAUUAGUCUUAACAAAACACAUGUAGUCUGACAAAUGUGCCUUGCAUCCCAUUUUUAUCCAACAUGCAUUGCAUAUCUUUUGGGAGCUCCGCUAUUAGGUUUUACCUAAUUUUUAUAUUACCAUCGAUCUCAUCUGACUAUGGAGCCAUGAUUGGACUGUUUUUCUGCACACAUAAGGUGUAGAAAAAAUGGCUAUUCGGAUGAAACAAAUAUUUUGAAAUCAAAACAAAAAAAAUCACCUUUUGUGUGCAAAAAAAGCCGGCAAAAAAGUGACAUACAUGGAGAGACCAAAAUAUGCUGUAACAAGUCAAAACGUCCCCAGUGUCCCCCACAGAGGUUGGAAUUUGUCUAGUCUCCAGUUCUGACCGCGUUUACCGCCCAGGAUACUGUCGGCACGUUAGAAGCUCACCAAAGUUCACUAGAGUUUCACAGUUUUUUAUUAUUAAUUCGAACAAAAAUGUUGGGAUCUUCCGACAAUCAGUGUGGAACAGUAAGGCAAGUUGUCAAGGAGUCGCGCAACUAUGGGAUGACCCUUUGCUAUGAUCCCGUUGGAAAUAGAAACCGUUGUUUCUACCAAUGCUUGAGUAAAGCUCUAAAAAGGGAUGAAAAAGACGUUAUGCAUCAUCUUGAAUGUUAUAUGUUGGACAAUGAAACUAUACCAACAAUGAACGAGAAUAACGAAAUUGUGGAGACCUCACUGUAUGAGUUCCUCACCGAUGCUGACUACCAGUUAAAGGGGUGCAAGAGACCAAGCACAUGGCGUCAAGCUGUUUUGGGGUUGAGAGAUGAAAUGGCCUGUCACCCUGUCAUUCUUGCAGCGGCCACUCUUUUUCGUGUUCAAAUUAACAUUAUUGAUUGGAUUGGUCGCUUGACCAAAAUGAAUCCGCCUUUUCGCCACGGCGUCUCUAAGAGGAUAUAUCUUGGAUACACUGGUGAUCAUUACAUUUUGUUGAAACCUACAGAGGUCCUGGAGAGUGAUAGUGAAUCAAGCCAGUUGAUUGAUACUACUGCAAGUUGCACCAAAGCAAGUCAUGUCCAAGACCCUGAAUCCAGUUCUGAUGAGAGUGUUACUAUCGUAUUUACAAAAAACAAUGUGGAGGACAAGAAAUUGCCGGGAAAGAUUGAAAUUAACGAGCACCAGAAGCCUGGGGAUGAAUCAUCCAAGCAAUUUACCGCAAAACGAAAAAAAAUAAAGGUCGAACAGUAUGAAUCCUGGGACGAGGAGGAGUAUUCUCCAGGAGUAAGCCUGUGGAAAGGAAUCCCAAUAAAUGUGGAUUCCACUGACGAAGAGACAUUUUCGCAGGCGUCUGCUAAGACACAAAAGAAAAUCAAGAAUGCAAAGGAUGUCAAGGCUGCCGUUGUUGAUCUUACGCAAACAACUCCUAAAAAACGUUGCGUUAAAGUAUCCAAAGAAAGCGAUUUUGACUCGUCGAACAGAGAAAUUAACCAGCCAAUGACGGAAGAAUUGAAAACAGAUACAAGUACAUCCGGCGAAGAAAGUUCAAGUGACUGUGAGCCCAUUCAAACCAUGGGCAGCAGAACAUAUGUGAAGCAAAAAGUCUGGAAGGAAAAAGAAGAGGAAUUUGUUGAAAGAAUUCCACCGAACGUCAAUGGCACACAUAUCUACAAACUGAGAUGCCCAAAGGGAAAAAAUCCCAUGGACGUAGCAAAAGAUAUGCGUCCAUGGAAACGCUACGUUCCAUCAACUCGAGCAGGAUUCUUUGGAACACGAAGAUUGGCUCARUGUGCCGGAACAAUGGAAUGUUGCAAUUCUUUUUGCCCUUAUUUAGAAGAAUUUGGGCAAGCAAAUGUGAAGCAAUUCACAAAAGAUGGUAAGGACAGUCUUUGUAUGCACUGCAAUACAAAGAUACAGCAUACUCCUUGCUAUGCCAGAAAAAUUUGGGAAAUUCCCAAGUCAAGUGAGCUUAUAACUGUAUGUCAUUACGGUGAGCACACCUGCAAGACAGUUCAAAGUCCAAAACCAAAAAAGAAGAAAGAUAAAAGUGACGUUGUGGCAAAGUUUUCAGACAUGCCAAAGACCACCGCAACGCAAAUGGCUUUCCAUGCUGUGUCUUCUUGCAUAGAAAAAGGCCUUUCGUGGGAAGAUAUAGAAGAGGCAGCGGAAGAACAUUCGGAUUUAAAUGCUCUAAAAAACGCUAAGAAGAAGGCUACCAAACAAAAGCGACCUCAUGGCCAUAGCUUUGAAGCUGUCUCUGUCUUAAAAAAGAAGACAGACGAGAAAGAUCCGUUUUUGAUCUAUCGAGCAAAUGAUGGGUCACUUAAUAGUAGUCCCACUUAUGUGUUUAAGACCAGUGAACUGAGGCUCAGAAUAGCUUUGAAUAUGGAUCGUCAUGGUAAUCAUUUUUUGGCGUCUGAAUAUUGCCAUUUCGAUGGCAAACAUGACAGAUGUAAGGGUUUCAUAACCCUGACAGCUAGUGUUUAUCACUCUGUGCUUCGACGUAUGGCAAAGCUGGCUAUCAUGGAAUGCCAAAACGAAAACCAAGAAAACUUGGUGCUCUUUUGGACUUUAUUAAAUAAAGCAAUGAAAGAAGCCUUCAAAGAUGAUACCAAGUUCUUCAAUCCUUGUGGCUUCAUCUGCGAUGAGGCCGGAGCCAACUGGAAAUCACUUGAGGAAGUUUACGGUCGCGAUGUGCUCCAGCGCACGAAGGGUUGCGAGUUUCACUUUAUGCAGUCUGUCCACAGGCAUGCCAACAAGCUCACUAGCAGAAAAUCUAAACACAGAUUCAAGAAACUAGCGAAUUGCCUUAGAGAGGCGGCCACACCAGCAGCAUUCCAGACUGCCCAUUCCGAAAUGACAUCUUUCAUCAAAGAGAAAUAUAACAAGCGUAAACAACUAUUAGGUUGGUUGCAAUGKUGGACUGACCGAAAGACACACAUUUCAAAGGCUUAUCGACCCCUUUAUAAUGCUCCUUCAGCAAAUCUUUCCGAGCCCGUCAAUUCUGCAUUUUCAAGAAGAGGAAACACRAACAUCAGUCUGAUUGAUGCAGCGUUGGAGGAUGUGACUGAGAGUGUUUUGCUGAAGAAAAUGUGGGAAAGGCAAAGCAGAGGGGAAAAGACAUAUGGAACUGGUCCAACACAGGCUCAACUCAUCGAAAGAGAAAAAUCAAAUCAGCUGGAGAGAGCUCAGCAAAUUGUUGAAGAGGCGUACGAUACACUGGGGGCUGAAACAAGAGAAGAGGCAUAUAGUGCAGCAGAAGUUGACCCCCAUUGUAGCCAUCGCCCGACAAGGCCAAAGUCAAAAAGAACGUCGUCCAAAAAUAAAGCCCAAAAGCAUCCACAAAGGAAGAAACRUGUUAGUAUCCAUGAUGAUUCUGAUGAAUAUGCAUCGUCAACGUCCUCUAGUGACACCCAAUCCUCCACAUCAAGACCUAGGGUUUACAGAAACCAUAGAAGCGCAGUCUUCCUGAAAACCCUUGAAAAAGCUAAAACAGAAAAGCAUCAAAUGGCAGUUAAGAGAUUGUUGUCAAGUGAUAACGAUGAUCACAGAGAAUACGAAAUUUCAAGUUCGAGUUCGACUUAUACAGUUAAAAUAGGACAACUUCCUUCAUGCACCUGUUAUUUCUUUUGCAAAAGCCGUCAGCUGUGCAAGCAUAUAUUAUGGGUAUAUUUAUAUGUCCUUGAGGUAAAUGAGGAGAGCGACAAAAUUUAUCAAAUGGGACUCACAAGAGAAGAAAUCAAAAGCUUAUUCAGAAGUGCCCCCAAAGAUGUACCAGAUAACUUAAUGUUAGUAAACGGUACAAGGAAUUCGUUCGAAACAGCAUUUGAGCGACACCCGCAAAAAGACGAUGAACAAGAAUGGGUGCUAACAAGGAAAACACAUCCAAAAACUGCACAUUGUGGGGGAAAACCGUGCACAAAAAAAAAUUGACAAAGGCGACUUACACCUUGCUGUGAAUGGCUUGUAUUGCCCGAAAGACAAUGGGUAUGCAGUAUCAACGACAUUUCGCUACUGCAUCAAUGCUGCUUGUUGUAUGCGGAAGGGAGCAAGAUCAAACAUCAGGCCUUUGUCUGACUUCACUGUAAUCUUAGACCCUAAGGCAAAAGCUACUGAAGAAGAGCUUAAGAAAGUAGAGGAUGCUGGAUUUAAAACAAAGUUGAAAAUAAGGACAUUAUGACAAAAACCUGGGUGUGCUUUAACUCCUCAUUCCAGGCAUUAUUGGGUGGGCCAAACUAGUAUGUAUUUCAUAGAAAAAGAGUGUUAAUUUUGUUACCGUUUUUAGAGCAAAGACACUAAAUGAGUGAAACAUAUCAAGAUUUUAUAACUUCCGUUGCAAAGUUCGUUGAUUGUGCAAAGUGCGUGAUAUAUGCAUUUAACUUUAGCAUUUUGAAUUAUAUUUCCUGCAAGAAAAUUGUAAUAGUGCAAAUGUCCACAUAUACACUUACGACUAAAAUAAAUGUAUUUCUUCUGGA